Molecule: messenger RNA, 1896 nt
Organism: Vicia villosa (hairy vetch)
Lineage: Eukaryota; Viridiplantae; Streptophyta; Magnoliopsida; Fabales; Fabaceae
Exons: 6
Coding region: 275-1267 (330 amino acids)
Molecular function (GO): nitronate monooxygenase activity
Source: RefSeq, a predicted model, not a curated record
GUUUCUUAUAGAACCGGUGUUAUUCGGGGUAGGACAUAACAAACAAUCAUUGUGUAAUCUUAAAAUAUUAUCAAAUCAUGUUAGGUUCAUUCCGUGUUGCAUAAUUACAUGUCAGGUUCAGAGUACAAUAACAACACAAGUACGUCUUUGCUCACGUUAAGUCGACGAGAACUACUAGUAUACUUCUAGCUGCCAACAACACACGCGUGUAAAAUACUUGGCACGUGCAAAGUGGUUCAUCAUCCACAUCCAAUUUUAGAGAGAGGCUUUCAACAUGGGUUGGAGAGGAAUAUUGGGUUUCGAAUAUGGCAUAGUUCAGGCACCAUUAGGUCCUGAUAUCUCUGGUCCUCAACUUGUUGCUGCUGUUGCCAAUGCUGGUGCUCUUGGCCUACUCAGAGCUCCUGAUUGGGAAUCCCCGGAUUACUUGAGGGAGCUCAUAAAAAAAACCAGGACAUUAACUGAUAAACCCUUUGGGGUUGGUUUGGUUCUAGCUUUUCCUCAUGAGGAGAAUUUAAAGGCUAUUCUUGAUGAAAAAGUUGCAGUCUUGCAAACUUAUUGGGGUGAUUGUACACCUGAAUUGGUUGCCAAGGCUCAUUCAGCUGGGGUCAAAAUUGUUCCACAAGUUGGGAGUAUUGAAAGCGCAAAACUGGCAAUUGAUGCAGGUGUCGAUGGAAUCAUCGUACAAGGACGUGAGGCUGGUGGUCAUGUUAUUGGUCAGGAUAGUUUAAUUUCAUUGGUACCAAGGGUGGUCGAUCUUGUUGGCGACCGUGAUAUACCUGUUAUCGCAGCUGGAGCAAUUGUAGACGCUCGUGGUUAUGUCGCUGCUCUAGCACUUGGUGCUCAAGGCGUCUGUCUAGGCACUAGGUUUCUCGCAACGGAGGAAAGCUACGCUCAUCCUAUAUACAAAAGAAAGUUAAUUGAACUCAAUGAAACUGAGUACACAGGCGUAUUUGGCAGGGCAAGAUGGCCCGACGCACCUCAUCGUGUCCUGCAGACACCCUUCUUCAAGGAGUGGAAAUCCCUUCCAGCCCAUGAAAAUGAAGCAAACCAAUCUGUCAUUGGCCAUUCAACAAUUCACGGCGUGGAGAAAGAUAUACGUCGCUUUGCCGGUACAGUCCCAAACUCGACAAGUACAGGAGAUCUCGAGAGUAUGUGUAUGUAUGCUGGUGAAGGUGUUGGUCUCAUCAAGGAAAUUCUGCAUGCUAGUGAAGUGAUAAAAAGACUAGUUGAAGGGGCUCAACUCAUAAUUCAGCAAAACUUCAAGUAGAUUGUUAAAUUUCAAAUGAAAUUAGCUCACAUUUCAAGUAGCUUGGUCAAAUCCUUAUAUGCAUUCAUCCAUAAGAAGAAAACAUAGAAAUGUGAAAAUAAGAUUGAAGACUAGUAAAAAUAGUACAAUAAGUUCAUGUAGCAUUCAUAAAUGGUCUGAAAUUGAAACAUGUAAACUACAAUCUAUUUUGAUAUAGAUUAUCUCACACAAUAAUCUUUGUCCAAAAUGCUGAAUCAAGUACAAAAACGACAAUUUACUCAAGAAGAAUGAAAGUACUUCUUCCAAAUUUUGAAAUCCUAACCAAUGGUUAGUUAAUACAAUAAGGUCAGUAACAUAUGUUAGGAUUAGCCGUGAGUAUUGUAUAGAGGUGUUAUAUUUAGCUCCAAGUUUUUUUUUUUAUUUUUAAUUUUAAAUUUUAGUAUCCGGCCUUGCGACCGACUAAUCUAAGAGGGACCAAUCCCACCGUAUAUUUAGCUCCAGGUUAACUCUUGCAAAAUUCGUGACAAAUGUAUAGAGACGUUAUAUUUGGCUUGGAUAUAAUUUUGCAAAAUUUUGGAGUUUGUAGUUCAUCUUACAGAGGUUAAUCAUCAGCCUCACCUUCAUCAUACCACCUUAGAGCUUGCAACACA